AUGAAGGAUUUGGGUCCUCUUAAUUAUUUCUUGGGUAUUGCUGUUAAUCGCACUUCUACAGGCCUCUUUUUCUCUCAACAACAGUAUGCCUCAGAAAUUCUUGAAAAAGCUGGCAUGUCUCAAUGUAAUCCUGUUGCUACUCCUGUUGCUACCUCCGACAAACUUUGUGCUAAUGCUGGUUCUUCUUGUGACGAUCCUACCUUGUAUCGUAGCUUAGCUGGAGCUUUGCAGUAUCUUACUUUCACCCGCCCCGAUAUUUCAUAUGCCGUUCAGCAAGUUUGCCUUUAUAUGCAUGAUCCUCGCAUUGAACAUAUGGCUGCUAUUCACCGCAUUCUUCGCCAUGUCAAGGGCACUCUUCACUAUGGUCUGCAGUUAUAUCGUUCUAAUAUUUCAACUCUUUUGUCCUAUACCGAUGCUGAUUGGGGUGGCUGUCAUGACACUCGCCGCUCCACUUCUGCUAAACGCCAACCUACUGUUUCCAAGUCUAGUGCUGGAGCUGAAUAUCGUGGAGUUGCUAAUGUUGUUUCUGAAACUUGUUGGAUUCGCAAUUUACUUCUUGAGCUGCACUGUCCUAUUACGACAGCUACUCUUGUCUAUUGUGACAAUAUUAGUGCCGUUUACUUAGCUGGUAAUCCAGUCCAUCAUCAGCGCACUAAAUUGUUAGAAGAUAGAAGGCUCUUGUUAUUAGAAGGUGUGUACAAGCAUGGGAAGGAAGCAGAUUCAUCAGCAAAAACUACUGUUUGGUUCAAUGCAACAGUAUUUGUAACUACACCUAAGUCUUCAUUAAACACGUAUCCAUGUUAG
Molecule: messenger RNA, 804 nt
Organism: Amaranthus tricolor (Joseph's coat)
Lineage: Eukaryota; Viridiplantae; Streptophyta; Magnoliopsida; Caryophyllales; Amaranthaceae
Exons: 3
Coding region: 1-804 (267 amino acids)
Source: RefSeq, a predicted model, not a curated record